Messenger RNA from Salvia splendens (bonfire salvia), 1339 nucleotides. Its product is annotated as zingipain-2. The record is from RefSeq and is a predicted model, not a curated record. Gene Ontology annotation, molecular function: cysteine-type peptidase activity. Gene Ontology annotation, biological process: proteolysis. The transcript is spliced from 4 exons. Bases 61 to 1095 code for a protein of 344 amino acids. NCBI's taxonomy places the organism in Eukaryota, Viridiplantae, Streptophyta, Magnoliopsida, Lamiales, Lamiaceae.
UCCUAAGCAACAACAUCGUUAACUACAUCCCACCUUGAGCGCUCUCUCCCUUUCUCAGCCAUGCCGAUGCUCAUCGCCGCCCUUCUCAUCUUCAGCUUGGCCGCCUCCGCCUCCGCCUCCGCAGCACCCGACGACCAACAGCUGAAGGGGCUCUACGAGGAGUGGCUAGCGCGGCAUGGUAAAGCCUACAACGACAUCGGAGAGAAGGACAGAAGGUUCGACGUCUUCAAGGACAACUACAACUACAUCACCGAACACAACUCCUUGAACCGGACCUACAAGGUGGGACUCAACCAAUUUGCCGACCUCACUCACGACGAGUACAAGUCCAUGUACCUCGGCACCAAGAUCAACGCCCACCGCCGCUUCGCCAGGUCCAAGAAUGCCUCCCUGCGCUACCUCUCCCGCGCAGGCGAUCGCCUCCCCGACUCUGUUGACUGGAGAAAGACAGGCGCUGUUGCUCCCAUCAAGAAUCAGGGCACUUGUGGGAGCUGUUGGGCUUUCUCGACUGUGGCUGCGGUGGAGGCCAUAAACAAGAUUGUGACAGGGGAGAUGAUAACUCUGUCGGAGCAGGAGCUGGUGGACUGUGACAGAACACAAAACUCCGGCUGCAACGGCGGCCUCAUGGACUACGCCUUCCAGUUCAUCAUCUCCAACGGCGGCAUGGACACAGAAGAGGAUUACCCUUACAGAGGUGCCGAUGGCCAAUGCGAUCUCAACAGGAGGAAUGCCAAGGUUGUGACCAUAGACGGGUACGAGGACGUGCCCCAGGACGAGAAGGCCCUGCAGAAGGCCGUGGCUCAUCAGCCCGUUAGCGUGGGCAUUGAGGCCUCCGGAAGGGCCCUCCAACUCUAUUCCUCGGGUGUUUUCACUGGGGGAUGUGGGACAGAGCUGGAUCACGGCGUGGUGGUGGUGGGGUACGGAAGGGAGAGGGGGGUGGACUAUUGGAUCGUGAGGAAUUCGUGGGGGACGAAUUGGGGGGAAGAUGGCUACUUCAGGCUCGAACGCAAUGUGGGUGAUGCAUCCGGGAAGUGUGGGAUUGCUAUGAUUGCUUCUUAUCCAACCAAGACUAGCAAUGGGUAUGCCUCUCAGUGAUUGGGUUUGACCCUUUCCAAGAUCCACAAUGUUCACUUCGAUCAGGAGCACUCUUUAUUAGUUUCUGCUUUUCAAUUGUUGGAUGUUGUUAUCUGGGAUUUCACUAUUCCCUUUCCUUUGUUGGAGAGAUUUAUCUGUAGAUAUGUGUUUUAAGUUUCAUGCUUUGCCUUGCUCCUCUCCUUUGAGGAACAGUCUGUUAUUCUACUUCAAAAGUAGUUUUUUUAAAUCAAACUGUCUUUGUUCU